Molecule: messenger RNA, 1626 nt
Organism: Micromonas commoda
Lineage: Eukaryota; Viridiplantae; Chlorophyta; Mamiellophyceae; Mamiellales; Mamiellaceae
Exons: 1
Coding region: 1-1626 (541 amino acids)
Source: RefSeq, a predicted model, not a curated record
AUGGGAAAAGUUUCCUACAAAGCGGUUCUCGCUGGAGCGCUACUCGCGGCAUCAGGCGCGCACGCCUCGGUCGUAAUCAACGAGGUCGCGCCAAAAGGCGACGGUGUCAAAUGCGGUGGAAAUGAUUGGAUCGAGCUCUACAACGGCGCGGCCGCCGAGGUCAACAUCGGCAACUUUCAGAUCCACGACAACAAAGGAGCGGGCGACGCCGACACGUUCACGUUCGCGGCGGGCACCAAGAUCGCCUCCAAGGGUUUCCUCCUCCUGUGCCAGAAAGAUGCUCCGACUGCUGCCACCGAAUUCGCAUUCGGGAUCGGCGGGGAGGACACCGUCACCCUCCUCAACGCAGCCGGCACCGUCGUCGACACCACGGGUAAGCUCCCGAAGGUCGAUUUCGAGGUGACCGACCCGUCUCCCACGGUGUACAAGACCUACGCCCGCGAGAAGGACGGCGCGGGCGCCGUCGACGGAACCGCAUUCAAGGUUCUGCGCAAGCCCUCCCCAGGCGCCAGCAACAAGGACAUGCUGCCCGACAAGCUCCAGGUGUAUCUUAACGAGAUCGCCGACAAGGGCACCGACAUGGCUAAGACCGUGGCUUGCGAUCCUCCCGCGGAUUACGUCGAGAUCUACAACGCCGAGCCCGACGCGGUCAACAUCACCGGCUGGAGGCUUCACGAUGACAACGGCAAGGACCACAAGGACGCUUACGUUCACUCUGGCGCCGUGAUCCCCGCCGGCGGUUUUAUGCUCCUCUGUGGUGAGUACAAGGACGGGACCGGGGGUUUCCACGAUUUCAAGUUCGGCAUCGGAUCCGACGAUAAGAUUACCCUUCUUGACGCCGCGAACAACACGAUGGACACCGCCGGCCCGCUCCUCAAGCGCGGUGACACGACCACCGUGUAUGGACGCACCGAGGACGGCAGUGGGAUCUGGACGUAUCUCACUCCUCCAACCCCGAAGAAAACCAACAAGGGGAUGAAGUACAAGCCCGAAGGCGAUGCCGCCGCGACGGCUCCGCCGGGAUCAUCCACCGUCGUGCUCAACGAGAUCGCGGACAAGGGCAGCGAUGCCGUGUGCAAUGGUGAAGACUGGGUCGAGCUUUACAACUAUGGCAAGAAUCCCGUGGACAUCGGGAAAUGGCACCUCGCGGACGAGAAAGGCGUCCUUCACGCGGACGUGCACAUCUUCCCGGACAACGACAAACACGUCAUCCCCGGAUACGGAUUUCUGCUGCUUUGCGGCGAGGAGACGUUCAAAUUUGGCAUCGGCGGCACCGACACCGUCACGCUCCUGAACGACAAGAAGCAGGUCGUCGACGAGAUUGAACUGACCGGCUUGGGUUCUCCGACCAAGACCAUGCAGAGGAAAGUCGACGGGACCGGUGAAUGGGCCUAUUCCGAGAACCCCGCGCCCAGUCCAGGAAAGAGCAACUGCGUGGGUGGUUGUCCACUGCCCGCGGAGGACGACGACAAGAAGGUCAGCGGUGGUGUCAUCGCCGGCGCCGUUCUCGGCACCGUCGCCGGAGCCACCGUCGCCGGUGUCAUUGCGCACCGGGUCGUCAACAACUACAACAAGGAAAAGGUCCCGAAGACGGACCGUGGCUUCAUCGACGUGAACAACGUCUGA